Messenger RNA from Erinaceus europaeus (western European hedgehog), 2010 nucleotides. It is a transcript of the gene ALG8, whose product is annotated as ALG8 alpha-1,3-glucosyltransferase. Gene Ontology annotation, molecular function: dolichyl pyrophosphate Glc1Man9GlcNAc2 alpha-1,3-glucosyltransferase activity. The record is from RefSeq and is a predicted model, not a curated record. Lineage: Eukaryota; Metazoa; Chordata; Mammalia; Eulipotyphla; Erinaceidae. Gene Ontology annotation, cellular component: endoplasmic reticulum membrane. Bases 59 to 1639 code for a protein of 526 amino acids. The transcript has 13 exons. Gene Ontology annotation, biological process: protein N-linked glycosylation.
GCAGGCGCCGCAACCCGGAAGCGGAUCUAGUUGGUUGUCUGCUCGAGGUGCAGCUAUUAUGGCGGUGCUCCGAAUUGCGAUGAAUGGUGGCAAUUGGUUCUCGGCUUUGGCGCUUGGGGUGACACUCUUCAAAUGCCUUCUCAUCCCUACCUACCAUUCCACAGAUUUUGAAGUACACCGAAACUGGCUUGCUAUAACUCAUAGUUUGCCAAUAUCACAGUGGUAUUAUGAGGCAACUUCAGAGUGGACUUUGGACUAUCCCCCCUUUUUUGCGUGGUUUGAGUAUGCCCUGUCACAUGUUGCCAAAUAUUUUGAUCAAGAGAUGCUGAAUGUCCAAAAUCUAAAUUACUUCAGUUCAAGCACCCUGCUUUUCCAGAGACUUUCUGUCAUCUUUACAGAUGGACUCUUUGUGUAUGCUGUCCAUGAGUGCUGUAAAUGCAUUGAUGGGAAAAAAGCAGGCAAAGAACUCACAGAGAAGCCCAAGUUUAUUCUGUCAGUCUUACUGCUGUGGAAUUUUGGGUUGUUGAUUGUGGACCAUAUUCAUUUCCAGUACAAUGGUUUUUUAUUUGGUUUAAUGCUCCUCUCCAUUGCACGAUUAUUUCAGAAAAGGCAUAAAGAAGGAGCUUUGCUCUUUGCUGUUCUCCUACAUUUCAAGCAUAUCUACCUCUACGUAGCACCAACAUAUGGUAUAUAUCUGCUGAGAUCUUACUGUUUCACUGCAAAUAAACCAGAUGGAUCCAUUCGAUGGAACAGUUUCAACUUCUUCCGUCUUAUUUCCCUGGGUCUAAUUGUUUUCCUGGUUUCUGUUCUUUCUUUGGGGCCAUUUCUAGCCAUGGACCAGUUGCCUCAAGUCAUUUCCCGACUCUUCCCUUUCAAGAGGGGUCUCUGCCAUGCCUACUGGGCUCCAAACUUCUGGGCUUUGUACAACGUCUUGGACAAAACACUGUGUGUCAUUGGUUUACAGUUGAGAAUUCUUGAUCCCAGCAAGAUCCCCAAGGCAUCAAUGACAAGUGGUUUGGUCCAGCAGUUUCAACACACUGUCCUUCCUUCAGUGACACCCCUGGCCACCCUUGUCUGCACUCUGAUUGCCAUAUUGCCCUCUGUUUUCUGCCUUUGGUUUAAACCCCAAGGACCCAGAGGCUUUCUCCGAUGUCUGGUUCUUUGUGCCUUGAGCUCCUUCAUGUUUGGCUGGCACGUCCAUGAAAAAGCAAUCCUCCUAGCGAUCCUUCCAAUGAGCCUUUUGUCUGUGGGCAAAGCAGGAGAUGCUUCGAUUUUUCUGAUUCUGACCACAACAGGACAUUACUCUCUCUUCCCUCUGCUUUUCACAGCACCAGAACUUCCCAUUAAAAUCUUACUCAUGUUAUUAUUUACCAUCUAUAGUAUUUUCUCACUGAAGACUUUAUUCAGAAAAGAAAAACCUCUUUUGAAUUGGUUGGAGACUUUCUACCUCCUUGGCCUGGCACCUCUGGAAGCCUUUUGUGAAUUCAUAUUCCCUUUCACCUCCUGGAAGUUCCAGUACCCCUUCAUGCCCUUGUUACUGACCUCAGUGUACUGUGCUAUGGGAGUCACGUAUGCAUGGUUCAAACUGUCUGUGUCAGCAUGGACAGACCCUCCUGUGGGCAAGACAAAGAAGUGGUGAAUCAAGGAUGUUUUCCAAGCAGCUCUUUCAUUGGAAAGUAAUCAGAACUUGAAGGAAGUAGAUGCCAGCCCAAAUACUUCACUUCCAUUGGUCUAUAUGGAAGACCAUUCUUCCAUACUUAGCCUUGAAUAGCCUAGCAAUCUAGUUAUCACCUGGGUGAGAAGUCACUUGUCCUUCAUAAGCAGGGAGACACCUCUGAAACAGAUGUUACCCUCUCUAGCUCAAACGGUCUGCAAUGAUUAAGACCACUCUGCACUACUCAGGACUCUGGUCAGCAGUGUGUUAUAGGUGGCCAGUGGUAACCAUUGAUUGCCAAGUAGUUAAGCAUGAUUAGUGUGUUAGGGGACCUAACAAUAAAAUAUCAUUUUGUA